This is a messenger RNA of Racocetra fulgida, 129 nucleotides long. The record is from the annotation of a GenBank genome assembly. NCBI's taxonomy places the organism in Eukaryota, Fungi, Glomeromycota, Glomeromycetes, Diversisporales, Gigasporaceae.
AUUUUGAAUUUAUUGGAGAAAAUUUUGAAUCCGACUUAAAUGAGAAAAGAUUAGAAGAACUAAUAAUAUCAAGUAAACAAGUUAACAGUGUAUUAUAUGAAUCAAAAAACACUCUGUUAGGAGUUAAUG